Struthio camelus australis is the source of this 3701-nucleotide messenger RNA. NCBI's taxonomy places the organism in Eukaryota, Metazoa, Chordata, Aves, Struthioniformes, Struthionidae. The record is from RefSeq and is a predicted model, not a curated record.
AUGUGAUGUAUUUCUUUUCCUCUAGCUUGCAAGUCAUGGGCUCUCCGGAGACUUUCCCUCCAGCCUGCCCAGCAGAAGAAGAUUCCAAACCGGUAUUUGGGUCAGCCCAGCCCCUUCACACACCCACACCUUCUCAAACCAGGGGAGGUAACCCCAGGAUUGUCACAGGUGGAAUAUGCUCUUCGCCGACACAAGUUGAUGGGACUGAUCCAGAAGGAGGCCCAUGCUUGGGAUGGACUGGACCAUACAGUGAUUCUGCUAUCCAACCCUACGUACUACAUGAGCAAUGACAUCCCCUACGUUUUCCACCAGGACACUAACUUUCUGUACCUCUGUGGGUUCCAGGAGCCUGACAGCAUCCUGGUGCUGCAGAGCCUUCCUGGCAAAGCGCUGCCCUCCCACAAGGCCAUCCUUUUUGUGCCCCGAAGAGAUCCAAGCCGAGAGCUGUGGGAUGGGCCCCGAUCAGGCACAGACGGGGCUGUUGCUCUUACAGGAGUAGAUGAAGCUUACACUAUUGAGGAGUUCAGGCACUUGGUGACCAAACUGAAAGGUGAGUCAAACGUGGUUUGGUAUGACUUGACCAAGCCAGUGCAUACACAGCUGCACUCUGACUACCUGCAGCCCCUGACGGAGAUAAAAGCUCGGAGCAAAAACCACAUCCAAGGCAUCCGACGCCUAGUGCAAAACCUUCGGCUGAUCAAAUCUCCUGCUGAGAUUGAAAGGAUGAAGAUUGCUGGACAGGUGACGGCAGAGGCUUUCAUAGAGACAAUGUUUGCCAGCAAAUCCCCAGUAGAUGAAGCAUUUCUGUAUGCAAAGUUCGAAUUCGAGUGCCGGGCUCGUGGUGCUGACAUCUUGGCUUAUCCUCCUGUUGUUGCUGGUGGCAAUAGAUCCAACACCUUGCACUAUGUGAAAAAUAAUCAACUCAUCAAGGAUGGUGAACUGGUUUUGCUAGAUGGUGGAUGUGAGUCUUCCUGCUAUGUAAGUGACAUCACGCGUACCUGGCCCAUCAAUGGAAGGUUCACUGAACCCCAAGCAGAACUAUACCAGGCUGUCCUGGAUAUCCAGAAGUCUUGCCUGAGCCUCUGCUCCCCAGGUGUGAGUCUAGAGAAUAUCUACAGCCUCAUGCUGAGCCUUAUUGGACAGAAACUGAAAGAGCUGGGAAUCCUAAAGAGCAACAUCACUGAGAGCCACUUUUUCAAGGCUGUUCGAAAGUACUGCCCGCAUCAUGUGGGCCAUUACUUGGGCAUGGAUGUACAUGACACCCCAGAUAUGUCCCGAUCGCUCCCACUCCAGCCAGGCAUGGUGAUAACCAUUGAACCAGGCAUUUACAUCCCUGAGGACGAUGUGAGCGCCCCAGAGAGGUUCCGUGGCAUCGGUGUGCGCAUUGAGGAUGAUGUUGUGAUAGCGGAGGAUGCGCCACUCAUCUUGUCUGCUGACUGUCCCAAAGAGAUUGACCACAUCGAGCAGAUCUGUGGCCGCAACUCCUGAUGCCCCUUCUUGCAACUCCUGAUGCCCCUUCUUGCCUCUUGCACCCUCCUCAGGAGACACGGCCCUCCAUUGAGACAUGACGCUCCAGGAAUGCAGCCCGUCUGCGAUGGGUUGCAACCAAGCGAUGGGUUGUGCGGACUCUUGAUGGCUGCUUUGAGGCUGUGGGUCUGGAAGGUGGAAUGGAAAUAGCUCAGUCAGUGAGGACUGAAAAACAAAGCUGCCUUUUGUGUGUUCAUCUUCCCUCUGAUUUGGUUAGGGCUGGUGUUGAGCUGCUGUAGAAGGUGAGAGUGGUUUUGUGACCCUGCCGUGUGAAUCCCUCUGUUUGGGUGCCCUUGGAGGGAUGAAUUUUGUCAGUGCCACCAGCAGAGCUUCUGUCUGGUCCCUCUACGCAUGCAUGGCUGCUGCUGCUGAGAACCAGAGCCCUGUUGUUUCCCCUUUAGCAAUAGUUUCACAAUGGUCAGAUUUUAAAAGUGAAACUUUGAAAAAUGCUGUUUUGGAGGAAUAAGCUGUGUCAGACAGCUAUGGUUUCUAUAGAGCCCUGGAAGGGAGAGAAUUGACAGUCAGGAAGAUCUUCUCAGGAAGAGAAGAUUUCUAGGCAUCCUAGGGUUAACGAUGUGUUUGGGGAAAAAAGCCUCAUCUGGUCUUUCAGCAUAUUGGAGGACUUGGUAAUUGUAGAAGGGACUGAUAGAGCUCAGGAGGGUUGGACGUACCCGUUCUCGCUGCCUUCCACGUUCGUUUGUUUUUGUCCCAAAUCUCCAUUGCAGUCUCCUGUUCUGAACCCACCUCUACCCUAGGAAGCAGGGCUGUGCUGGCUGUGCUGGGCUUCACUGGCGAGCUUCUGGUUGUUGCCUACACGUGAGUUGUCCCAUAAGGGCAAAACAGUGUCUGGGGCACUCAGCGCCGUUCUGGUUUUGCUGUAGCUGCCAGUAGUUUCAGCAAUGCGUUUCUGAAGAGUCUGGGGUAUGGUGAGUUGGAGGUCUUUACAGGGUUUUUGUGGAGUAAUUUUCCUUUUCAAAACACUGUGGGCAUGAUCGCAGCUGCCUUUUGGUUUGUGCCAAGUGCAGUACUAGUGCUCUGUGAUUAUAUUUUUGAAGAAGCUGCAAGCAAAUGUAAUUAGUGCCUGGGAUGGAUUAGGAAUAAAGAGUUGAGUCCUCUCUCAAUGUGAGACUACCACCCAGGCUGUUGUAUGCAGUAGUAAAUAUACUUACUAGAGGCACACAUGAUGUUUGCUAUUUACUGAAGGUAUUUUGACAAUCAACUUUUUAUUUAACAUAGUGGAAGAUGCCUCUAAUUAGUACAUCUCCUGGUAUUUAUGCUUGCUUUUGCUUCACAUCAUCUUUUUUCCUCUCUGAUUGUAAAUUCCAGUCUUUUUCCUCAGUUAUUGCCAGUUCUCCUUCUUAUUAUCUUCCUGUAUUGUCUCUUUUUGGCCCACCAUAAUGUCAGUGCUUCCUAAUCCCUGAUCUUUCUAAUCAGUGUCAUUGCCUGUCUUCCUGUCUGCCUUAGUUCCCCACAGUGGAUGUUGUCAGAAGCAUGUGGGGAGGGUAGUCAGGGCUCCUGAGAUCCCCUUCUGGCUCUGGUGCUGACUGUAACUUCUAUCAAAAUCUGCUUUUUUCCCCCCUCAGUGUUUCAUUUUGCUUAGUGAAUGCCACACAGACUCUACACUCUGGGUAUCCUGCAUCUCCCAUUGCUUUUAAUGGGAGACAGGUGGGUGUAUGCACUAGGGUGUGAAUUUGGCACUUGAAAGGCAGUCAAGACAUGCUAUUAUUUUUUUAAGCAUAAUAAAAAGUAAAUGCUUUUAUAGAGUUUAAUCUAUCAGGUUAUGCCUAGUUAAGAGAAUCUGCUAAUUUUUGACGGAAGUCUUUAUUAGAUGCUCAUGUGUUACGGUACCAAGUACAGUAUAAACUGUUGGAAGGAAGGCUCAUUAAGUAUGAAAACACAGGAGUGAUUAUUUUUGAUGUUCUUUGGGUCUGUAACACAUUGUUUGUUCCAAUUACACGUAUUAGAGCUGUAUCAACCAGAACAAAUCUUGGAUUUUGGAACUAUGUAAGCAGCUUAAAAUAACAUUAUCCUGAGAGCUACACGUGUGUACUGAACUAGAUAUCUGCCUCUGUAUCUGAUUGCAAAGAUAAUGAUUGUACUUACUGUAAAUAAGCCUUUGAAAUACAUAUGAAAAGUUUUUUUUUUUUUUUUAAAUAAAACAAUUCAUAGAAAGU